UCGUUCUCUCUACUAUAUUUUUUUAUCUGCAUCACAGUCCCCCUCUUCACAUCAGUUGCUCAGCUGUUUGCAUACAAAGAAAAAGUAAUCGAAUGGGGUCACCUGUUGAUUAUAGGAUCUUUUGCACUGUGUUGAAUAUCAAAAGAAUAAAUAAUAAGCAGGUUGAGUGCAAUAAACAAGUGCAAAUUACGGAACAAUAACUGGAAAGACAUUUUUUAAUUUUUCGAAAAUGUCAGUGCCAGUUCUUUUAUCUGAUCUGAAUGAUAAAUUUCAAAAUUCACUUACCGUCGAUGCUACGCGAACUCCGGUCGAGGAUGACCUUCUGGAUCGGUUUGAUCUGACUGUUUGUCCAAGUUCGAAAAAUACUGGCGACAGACCUCGAUUUUCUUCGAGUUCCAGUGCAAGCCAGAGUCGACAAUCCGAAUCAUCCGAAUGUAAAUUCGACCCGACCUCGGAUAUUAAAUUUCCGAGCGGCAGAAGCAAUGAUCAACCGGAUGACGACGCAGAUGCCGAUUCCGGAGGAAAGAAAAAAAAUCAUGGCUAUAAGCCGAGGAAACCAAAUAGAACAAGAGCAACAAAUGCAGGGGGCAUUAUUAUAAGCCAUUCCCAAAAUAUAAAAAUCGCUCCUAAGACGAGCUACACUUGUAAUAUUAUUCAACAUGGUGCCGAAACAAGCACCGUUCCUCCUAAAUCAAAAACCGUUAUUUCUAUGCCAAAAAAUAUAAAAGACCUUUUAGAAUGCAAAGAGGAAAUCUCGAAAAAAGAUAUGCUUCUAAUAAAGAGAUACAUGGGUUCUGGCUGGAGAGACGUGGCUAGAAAAUUGAACUAUACUGACGGAGAGAUCCAACAGUUUCAAGCAAACUUUCGCAGCGAAGAAAUGGAUGAGAUUGUUUACCAAAUUUUACUGGAUUGGAAACAGAUGAAUUCUAAAGAUGCAAAAUUGGGAAUUCUCGUAGAGGCGAUGUGGUCAAGUCGAGAAUACGAUUGCGUCUAUAAACUUGCAGAAAGUCGCAAAGACCCCUCCUGAUUUCAGUCUUUUCCAAAGAAUUUUCACUUUCAAAAUAUAUUUAAUGUUUUUAAAUAUAUGUUAUAUAACUUAUAUAUUGUUUUUUUGCUGUUGCUUGAAUAAACAUAUUGAAAAAACUGA
Molecule: messenger RNA, 1147 nt
Organism: Belonocnema kinseyi
Lineage: Eukaryota; Metazoa; Arthropoda; Insecta; Hymenoptera; Cynipidae
Gene: Imd
Exons: 3
Coding region: 230-1027 (265 amino acids)
Biological process (GO): signal transduction
Molecular function (GO): protein binding
Source: RefSeq, a predicted model, not a curated record